Molecule: messenger RNA, 198 nt
Organism: Colletotrichum gloeosporioides
Lineage: Eukaryota; Fungi; Ascomycota; Sordariomycetes; Glomerellales; Glomerellaceae
Exons: 2
Coding region: 1-198 (65 amino acids)
Source: RefSeq, a predicted model, not a curated record
AUGGAUCCCAAGCCAGCCAUGCCAAGUCAGAUUCGCCCUGGCAUACGUCACCGCGGCGUGCUCCUCGCUGCCAUGGUUGUAUCCACCGCUAUAGUCGGCAUCAGAUACCAAGCCAACUCCAGAAGAACAAACGAGUUGAACCAGCGGACAACGGCCCCCUACUACGUAACUGUCGACAGGAGCGGCGGUGGGAUCUGA